Molecule: messenger RNA, 1998 nt
Organism: Suhomyces tanzawaensis NRRL Y-17324
Lineage: Eukaryota; Fungi; Ascomycota; Pichiomycetes; Serinales; Debaryomycetaceae
Gene: PEP7
Product: Pep7p
Exons: 1
Molecular function (GO): metal ion binding
Source: RefSeq, a predicted model, not a curated record
UCGUCCAAGCGGAUAUUGGGCUCUCCAUUCAAGUCCCCGCAGCAGGACUCUUCCCAUUCCAAGAAUAGUGCCGGUCUCCAGCAUGAAAAUGACUCAUUUGUGGAAGAAAGUCCUACACCAAUACGACCUAACUCUAUAGGACAAGACGACGACAAUUCAAGCAAACAGGCCCUGUUCCAGUCCCCUGGUGGCCCAGAAUCUGGUGGUGAAGAGAUUGACUGCUCGUGUCCCAUGUGUGGCGAAUCCAUGGUCAAUUUGUACCAAUUGAACCGUCAUAUUGACGAUGCCCAUGGUGUGGAGACUACAGACUCCACCAAUGCCAUCACCAAGCUCAUGAAGAACGACUUCAUCAACAACGACAUCAAGAAGUGGUUUUCCAGUAAGAUCGUCGAUUCCCCCACUCCUGUGAGCCCCCUGAAGCGCAAGAGUCUUAAUCUUGAUCUCUUCGAUAACAAUAAAGGGUUUGGACUUAGCGAUGGCGAGGUGCUGGAAGUCAGUCUGAUUCAGCACGCAAGGUCCCAGAGCUCUUCUCCCAGCAAAUACAAGAACAGAAUUAUACGGUCCCACUGGAAGCUCCCGUCGUCGACUUCCAGGUGCUCGUAUCCAGGGUGUGACAAGACGUUGAACGUACGAAAUGGAAUAGUGAACUGCAGAAAAUGUGGCCAGUUGUUCUGCAACGACCAUACCCAUCACAAGAUCCGGUUGCGGAAUCCUGUCAAGACAGACGACGACAAUAUCCCCCAAUAUGACACCUCCAAAAAUGGAGUGUGGUCCCGGAGCUGUAUCUCGUGCUACAACAAUAAACCCGACCUCAGAGAAGGAACUGUGGUGAACAGUAAUGACUUGACCAAGCUCUUCAUCAAGAAAAGACAGGAAAAAGUGGACCAUCACGAGCUCGAACGCAGCAAGAUCAUCAAGAGGUUCAUUAAAUUAUCCAACACCCUAAUAGAGAAGCAGCUACAAGAGAAGCAGAGCCUCUGGUCCAGCUUGGCCUCGGCUUACACAAAGGACUUUGCCUUGUUUGACCACGAUGAUUGGGAUGACAACAGCAUCACUAACUGCACCAUUUGCCUUGUCAAGUUCAAUCUUCUCAUCAGAAAGCAUCACUGUCGCCUUUGUGGCAAGAUUGUGUGUGAUGAUCCCCAAGGCAUGAGAAAGAAGUGUUCAAUUCUCGUGCCGUUGAGCAAGCUCUUGGAGAAAUUGCCAACCUUGAAUUACUCGUCAUUUAUCAAGGACAAUUUUGACACAGUGACCCAAGACGAGCUGGUCAGGUUCCGCUGCUGUGUCAAUUGCAAGAACUCGUUGUUGUAUGAAUACAAAAUCGAGCACCUCAAGAGUGAUGAUGAUAACGAAGUGUUGAAGAGGUACGAGAUUUUGUUGAUGAUGAAGAGCCAGGUGCAGAACUUGUAUCUGAGAUAUGAACAGUUACUCGGCGAUUCAUCCCUUGGUUCUGACGAAAACAUCAACAAAGUGAGGAACAAAUUGAUGAAAGCAUUGAAGGAUUUUGAAGGCGCCACCAUCACAUUCAAAAACGAAUUUUUUGCUCUCGUCGACAAUAAACUCCAGGUCAAGCAAGCACACCAAGGACAAAGCAGAUUGAUUAAUAACAUGUAUCAGAGUCUCAUAUUGUGCCUUCAGGAAGUAUUGAUGGAUUUCAAAACGGUGAACAAUAAAGUUCAGCAGCAAGAAGAGAAGAAGCUCAAGGAAGCCCAAGAAAAGUCGAAAAACCAAGUCAUGGGAGAGUUAGAAAAGGAAGGCUUAGUGCUGGCAGCAUCUGAACCCGAACGAGAUGCACCACGGCUUACCAAAAAGCAAAUUAGAGAAUUGAGGGAGCAGCUUAUGGUAAUGAAUGAGCAAAAGUUUUUGGUAGACAACAUGAUCCAGGACUUUACAAAGUUGAGAAAGUUUGACGAGCUAGACUCGCUCAUCAACAAUAAGAACGAAUUGAGUAGUAUGAUUGAGGAAUUGGAGAAACAAUUAGGUGAUUAUGGUUUUUGA